AUGCAGGUUAGCUUCAAGAACCUAGCUUCCCGGCCUUACUCCUUCCAUUCCAACCUCUUGCCCUACCAAGGAGGCCUGGGGGAAAACAACACACCCAGCCAGGAAGCGGUGCAGCCUGGCGAGCUCCGCGAGUACUCCUGGAAGGUGCUGCCCCAGAUGGCACCCACUGUCAAUGAGUUUGACUGCAAGGCUUGGGCUUACUUCUCCAGCGUUAACCUGGAGAAGGAUCUGCACUCUGGCCUAGUUGGGCCGCUGCUUAUCUGCCGCCCCGGCGUCUUGAGCCCUGCCUUCAGGAGGCAGCUGGCGGUGCAGGAGUUCUCUCUGCUCUUCACUAUCUUCGAUGAGACCAAAAGCUGGUAUCUCGCCGAGAACAUGGAGAGGAACUGCCCACCCCUCUGUCAGAUCCAGCCGGACGAUCCUGAUUUUAGAAGGAGCAGCUACUUCCAUGCUAUCAAUGGUUACGUGAUGGACGCACUGCCUGGGCUGGUGAUGGCUCAGCACCAAAAGGUGCGAUGGUACCUGCUGAAUGUGGGCGGCACUGAGGACAUCCACUCAGUCUAUUUUCACGGGCAACAGUUUGCCAUCAGGACGAACCACGAGUAUCGAAUGGGAGUCUACAACCUCUAUCCUGGUGUCUUUGGGACGGUGGAAAUGCGCCCCUCCCACCCAGGAAUCUGGCGAGUGGAGUGUGAGGUUGGAGAGCACCAGCAGGCUGGAAUGAGUGCCCUGUUCCUUGUGUAUGACCCGAAGUGCCAAAACUCUCUUGGCCUGGCUUCCGGGAACAUUGCGGAUGCUCAGAUCACAGCAUCGGGGCAGUACG
This is a messenger RNA of Terrapene triunguis (Three-toed box turtle), 820 nucleotides long. Its product is annotated as coagulation factor VIII-like. The transcript has 6 exons. The record is from RefSeq and is a predicted model, not a curated record. Gene Ontology annotation, molecular function: oxidoreductase activity; copper ion binding. The annotation marks the transcript as partial. Lineage: Eukaryota; Metazoa; Chordata; Testudines; Emydidae.